AUGGCAGACGAGAAUAAAAUUGAUGGGGAAAUAUUCAACAAGCGACUUGCUCGUCUGUUUGACCACUUUGACAAAUACAAAGAUACUCUAUAUGAUAAUUGCACAAUUUUCCAAGUUUUUAUGGGCAAGGUAAAUCAAGAAGAAAAGAACGAUUACGAUGUACACAAAUUAAUGCUCUUGUGGCUGAUUGGAUACGAAUUCACUGAUACUAUUAUUUCCUUUGAACCUCAUACAAAAUCUGUGCACUUCUUCACUAGAGAGCCAGAAGAAGUACAACUUGCUAAAGCUUCUUCACAAUACACCACUAAGUUCGUCAAGAAAAUUGUCACCGAUAUGGAAGGUGUUAUCGAUGAAGGAAAGGAAAUCAAACACAGUCAAUUUGCCGUAAAUAUUGAAAAUAUGGUGACAAAAGCUGCUGCAGAAAUUGAUUUAACAUUAGCUUUUAAUCCUAUUAUUCAAUCUGGAGGUGGAUAUAAUCUUAACUUAGAUUUCAAUGACGAAUCAGUUAAAUCAGAUGACAAAAUCCUUAAAUUUGAUAACAUCAUUUUAAUGUUUGGUAUCAGAUACAAAUCAUUCUGUUCAAUGGUUGCAAGAACUUAUUUCAUUAAUGCUAGUGUGGAAAAGGAAAUGGAUUACGAAAUUUUGUACAAUGUCUACCAAUUCCUUGUCAAAAAGAAGAUUAGAGUUGGUCAAACAAUGGAUAGUAUUUAUGCUGCUGCUAGGGAAUUUUUAAGAAAGAAGAAACCAGAGUUGGUUCCACAUUUCACAACGAAGGUUGGUUUCUGUAUAGGAUGGCAACCUUCCUCUCCAAUCAUGCAAAUGGCUGAAGGCAAUAUGAUGGAAAUUGCAAAUAAUAUGACAUUUGUUGUUCAAUUAGGAUUUGAAAAUGUUCCAGAACCAGGUCGUGCUCCAUAUUCUAUGUUCAUUGCUGAUACAGUUGUAGUUUCAACUGAAGAUUAUGGUAUGCCAAGAUCAAAUGAUCAAGUUGAGGUUCGUGAAGAAUGUCAAGUUUUGACUCGUAUUAAGAUUGACUAUAAUCAAAUAUCUUACUCAAUUGAAGAUGAAGAAGCAGCUGAAGAGGUUGAACCAGAAGUGAUUGAUCAAGAAUUCGGACAAAGACAAAAGCGUAGUGCUGCUAUUGCUUCAGGUUUGGUUAGAGGUGUUGAAUCAUCUGACUCUACUCUCAAUGAUGAAGAAAGAAGAAAGAGACAAUUAUCUCUUCUCCAAAGAAAGAGAGAAGAAUACGAAGGAAAGGAUGAAUCUUCAAGCACUUCAUCAAGAAAGAAAAAGUUGUCAGCUGAUGAAAAAUUCGCUAAAGGUGAAGUUGUUAGUUAUACUGGACCUAUUCCAAAGAAUCUUCAAUUGGUUGCCAACCAAAUCAUUGUCGAUAAGAGACAUGGAUCUGUCUUGUUGCCAAUUAAUGGUUCUCACGUUCCAUUCCACAUUGCCGCUAUUAAGAACGUAAACACAACUGACGAAGGUGAAUAUGUACAUCUCAGAAUCAACUUUAACAAUACUAAACUCAACUUUGGUAAGGUUUACGAACCAGCCAAGUUGUAUAAGCACCUUGUCUUUGUCAAGGAAAUUUCAUACAGAGCAAAGGAUUCCAAACGUUUGGAAAGUGCUAGAAGAGAAAUCCUUGAAUUGAAGAAACAAAUUGGUCAAGAAGAAAGAGACAGAGAAUUCAAUGAAAAUAAUAAGGAAGUUGAUCAACCAAAACUUAAAUUAGUUAGUAAGGGUCAAAAGGCUCCAAGACUUGCUGAUAUCUUCAUGAGACCUGGUAAGAAACAAGUUGGUGUAAUUGAAGCUCAUGAAAAUGGUUUGAGAUUCUCCAGUAACAAGGGUGCUAAGAUUGAAAUUAUGUACUCUAAUAUCAAACAUGCCUUCUUCCAAGAAGCCAAGAAUGAUAUUAUUGUUCUUAUUCACUUCCAUCUUAAGAAUCCAGUUAUGAUUGGUAAGAAGGCCUUCCAUGAUAUUCAAUUCUUUACUGAAGUUAUUGAAGAAUUUGAUCACUUGGUCGGUAGACACAGAAGACAAGCUGUUUCUGAAAGAGAAGCUAUUGAAGAAGAAGAAAGAGAACAACUUUUGAAGAUUAAAUUGAAUAAGGAAUUUGCUUCAUUUGUAAAGAAAGUUGAAGAAAAGUCAGGCGUUGAUUUUGAAAUUCCAUUCCGUGAUUUAGAAUUUACUGGUGUCCCAUCUACUGGUAAAUCAAAUGUAAAUUUAGUACCAACUCUAAAUUGCCUUGUUUCCCUCUCUGAAGCUCCUUUCUUUGUGUUGACAAUGGAUGAAGUUGAAAUUGCUCACUUUGAAAGAAUGAAAUUUGGAUUGAAGAACUUUGAUAUUGUAUUUAUUUUGAAAGACCUUACUACUUACCACUCCAUAACAUCUAUACCAGUUGAACAUUUGGAUAAGAUUAAGGAUUGGUUAACAAACAGCAAUGUAUUAUACUUUGAAGGUGCUCAAUCUUUGAAGUGGGGUCCAAUUCUUAAGACUAUUCGUGAAGAAGACAACUGGGAUCCAUACAGUGAAAAUGGUUGGACCUCUUUCCUCGUUAUGAGUGGUGAACAAGUUGAAGAAGAUUUAGAAGAAGAAGGAGCCGAAGAAUAUGAACCAUCAUCAGGUGAAGAAGAAGACGUUGAUGACGAUGAUGAAGAAAUGUACAUUGAUUCAGAUGAUGAUGAAGACGAUGAUGAUUUCGAGGAAGAAGAGGAAGAAGAUGCUCCAACAUGGGAAGAAUUAGAAAAUGAAGCCAUGGAAGAAGAUAAUCAAAAACGAAAGAGAGAUGAAGAAAUCAGUGAUGAUGAAGAGUAUCGUAAGCCAGCUAAGAGUAGCAAGAACAGGAAAUAAACCCUUACAAAACAUUUGGUCUUAAUUGACCCAAUUUUCAUA
Naegleria gruberi is the source of this 2889-nucleotide messenger RNA. Its product is annotated as transcription elongation complex subunit. Bases 1 to 2847 code for a protein of 948 amino acids. Gene Ontology annotation, molecular function: nucleosome binding. The transcript is spliced from 2 exons. Gene Ontology annotation, biological process: positive regulation of transcription elongation by RNA polymerase II; transcription elongation by RNA polymerase II. Gene Ontology annotation, cellular component: FACT complex. NCBI's taxonomy places the organism in Eukaryota, Heterolobosea, Eutetramitea, Acrasida, Naegleriidae. The record is from RefSeq and is a predicted model, not a curated record.